AUGGACGAAAUCAGAGUUGAUUUUCUGCCUUCUGAUAGCAUUUACUUCAGUGUGGGAAUCAUUAACAAGAAGCUCGAUGUGAAUCAAUUCCAAAAUGUCCAUUCUUGCCGCAGUGGGCUAUCGGAUUCUUGUCUAGGAUUGUUGAAACGGGGCAUCCAGGUACCUGUUUCCACAACUGAAAUUGCACUCAAAAAUCUUGGAGGAAGAUUAACUGCUAUAAAUCAGUUAAUGAUCAUUUCUGGAGUGUCCAUUUCCUUCAAAAAUGGGGUACUAGAAAGCUGGAGGGCUUUAGCAUUCAUAGGACUAGUUCCCUGUGUAGUGACCAUUUUCGGUCUCUUUUUCAUUCCCGAGUCUCCAAGAUGUUAUAUUGUUCGUGAUCUUGAUGGUAUUGGAAACAAAAGGGAAAACCCUGAAACAAAUCCAAGGAGACAUUAA
This is a messenger RNA of Prunus armeniaca (apricot), 435 nucleotides long. The record is from the annotation of a GenBank genome assembly. NCBI's taxonomy places the organism in Eukaryota, Viridiplantae, Streptophyta, Magnoliopsida, Rosales, Rosaceae.